Triticum aestivum (bread wheat) is the source of this 1616-nucleotide messenger RNA. RefSeq names its product fatty acid desaturase DES3. NCBI's taxonomy places the organism in Eukaryota, Viridiplantae, Streptophyta, Magnoliopsida, Poales, Poaceae. The transcript is spliced from 8 exons. Gene Ontology annotation, biological process: lipid metabolic process. The record is from RefSeq and is a predicted model, not a curated record. Bases 154 to 1305 code for a protein of 383 amino acids. Gene Ontology annotation, molecular function: oxidoreductase activity, acting on paired donors, with oxidation of a pair of donors resulting in the reduction of molecular oxygen to two molecules of water.
CCCUCCUCCAUUGAGACGAGACGAGAGGAGGAGAGGUGUAUCUCUGCCCGGCCACCCAAGCCAAGCCCCUCCCGAAUCUCUCUCUCCUCCCCUACCAUUGCCUUGCCCCCCGCUCCCCCUCCCCCACGCACACGCACAGAUCCAUCCGCGGCCAUGGCCCCCGCAAUGAGGCCGGAGCAGGAGGCGAGCUGCAAGGCCACCGAGGACCACCGCUCCGAGUUCGACGCCGCCAAGCCGCCGCCCUUCCGCAUCGGCGACGUCCGCGCCGCCGUGCCGGCCCACUGCUGGCGCAAGAGCCCCCUGCGCUCCCUCUCCUACGUCGCCCGCGACGUCGCCGUCGUGGCGGCGCUGGCCGCCGCCGCGUGGCGGGCCGACAGCUGGGCCCUCUGGCCGCUCUACUGGGCCGUCCAGGGCACCAUGUUCUGGGCGCUCUUCGUCCUCGGACACGACUGUGGUCACGGGAGCUUCUCGGACAGCGGCACGCUCAACAGCGUCGUCGGCCACCUGCUGCACACAUUUAUUCUCGUCCCGUACAAUGGCUGGAGGAUCAGCCACAGAACGCACCAUCAGAACCAUGGCCACAUCGAAAAGGACGAGUCAUGGCACCCGAUCACUGAGAAGGUGUACCAGAAAUUGGAACCACGGACAAAGACACUGCGCUUCUCAGUACCGUUCCCACUGCUGGCUUUCCCUGUUUACCUCUGGUACAGAAGCCCGGGCAAGGAGGGCUCACACUUCAAUCCGAGCAGCGAUCUGUUUACUCCCAAGGAGAGGCGUGAUGUGAUCAUCUCCACCACCUGCUGGUUCACGAUGAUUGCGCUGCUCAUCGGCAUGGCGUGUGUCUUUGGCCUGGUACCGGUGCUCAAGCUGUACGGGGUUCCAUAUAUUGUGAAUGUCAUGUGGCUUGAUUUGGUGACGUAUCUUCACCACCAUGGUCACCAGGACCUCCCAUGGUACCGCGGCGAGGAAUGGAGCUACCUCCGUGGUGGCCUGACGACCGUGGAUCGGGACUAUGGAUGGAUCAAUAACAUCCACCAUGACAUUGGCACCCAUGUCAUCCACCACCUCUUCCCCCAAAUACCUCACUACCACCUAGUAGAAGCAACCAAGGCAGCAAGGCCAGUACUGGGCAGAUACUACCGGGAGCCAGAGAAGUCAGGCCCGCUUCCAAUGCACCUCAUCACCGUCCUCCUCAAGAGCUUGAGAGUCGAUCACUUUGUCAGCGACGUGGGAGAUGUCGUCUUCUACCAAACCGACCCCAGCUUGAGCGGCGACAAGUGGACCGGAACCGACAAGCAGAAGUGAUGAGAGACUGGAAACUGAAGUUACUACUGUUCAAGGAAGAAUGCAUGAUAGAGAUAGAGACAUCGAUAGCCUGCUGAGAAUAAGCAGAGGGUGCUUCCAGCUGAAACCAAAGCAUGGAAGCUCCGCAGCCAACAAACAGGAUGCGUUGAUUGGUUCAUCAUGAGACGAGAUUCAGAUCAUUUAUUAGAUCUAGCAUUCUCCCAUUGCGGUUGUAACUAGCAGAUGUUGUUUCAACUUUAUUACAAAUUUUGAAUGGAAUGCGGAACAGUGUAACAGAUUGAUUAAUUAUUAUCCAAAUCGAUAUUCUGGAA